CGCGGCAGGAAGGGGACGCCGCGACUUCCGGACCUCCCCAGUUUCUCCGAUCCUGGCUGUGUGGGGCUGCUGGGGGCUUAAGAGUGACUGCUGGUGAUGGCCGCGGCCGUCGCUAUGGAGACAGAUGAUGCUGGAAAUCGACUGCGGUUUCAGUUGGAGCUGGAAUUUGUACAGUGUUUAGCCAACCCAAAUUACCUUAACUUUCUUGCCCAAAGAGGUUACUUCAAAGAUAAAGCUUUUGUUAAUUAUCUUAAGUACUUGCUUUACUGGAAAGAACCAGAAUAUGCCAAGUAUCUAAAGUACCCUCAGUGUUUACACAUGUUAGAACUGCUCCAGUACGAACACUUCCGCAAGGAGCUGGUGAAUGCUCAGUGUGCGAAAUUUAUUGAUGAGCAGCAAAUUCUGCAUUGGCAGCACUAUUCCCGGAAGCGGAUGCGCCUUCAGCAAGCCCUGGCGGAGCAGCAACAGCAGAAUAACACAUCAGGAAAAUAAAAAGCUGGAUCCCGACCAGGCUCUUAAGACAUGUAUAUAUUGCUUUUGUACAGUGAAGAAGAAAAAAAAAAGACUGUUCCUGCGUACCUUUAUUAUGGUAGCAGCCAGAACCGUUAGUGUGCUUAUUUAAUUGAACUUUUAUUGUUACUAGAUUAUUUCUGUUAAACCUGAAUUGUUUUACUUUGA
Molecule: messenger RNA, 678 nt
Organism: Dama dama (fallow deer)
Lineage: Eukaryota; Metazoa; Chordata; Mammalia; Artiodactyla; Cervidae
Gene: MED31
Product: mediator complex subunit 31
Exons: 4
Coding region: 97-492 (131 amino acids)
Biological process (GO): regulation of transcription by RNA polymerase II
Cellular component (GO): core mediator complex; mediator complex
Molecular function (GO): transcription coregulator activity
Source: RefSeq, a predicted model, not a curated record